This is a messenger RNA of Hymenoscyphus albidus, 542 nucleotides long. The record is from the annotation of a GenBank genome assembly. Lineage: Eukaryota; Fungi; Ascomycota; Leotiomycetes; Helotiales; Helotiaceae.
AUGGAAGAACGUGUAGGCGCUGGCACAGGACACAGAUGGAAAGGGACUAAGUAUCUUCAAACACGGUCUAAUGGAACCGGUUUUAUGGGGCUAUGGGAAAGAGAACCGUUGGAGGAGGGUGAGAAUGAUCGAAAUGCGAUGGGGGGGAUCCCGACGGGGAUUGAGAAAUUGGUUGUUAAACAGCUGUUUAGUGGAAUUUCACGGGAACGAUACGAAAGGGAGAUCUAUUUCCAUGAUAAGCUUACUAAGACGGGUAGUAAACAUAUUGUUGCGAAGUAUGGGUCGGAUGAGGGCAAACAUAAUUCUAAUAAUUCUAGUCAAAGGAUCUUCAUGGACUAUUGUGAGAAUGGGAACUUCCGGAGUUUUAUGAAGGUCCUGAAGAGGUACGCAGAUAGUUGAAAUCCUCUCUUCAUUCCUUACGGCUAAAUUAAUUCUGACUAACGAACUUCAGGGACACAUCCAUUACCAAUCCACUGAGUGAAGAGUAUUGUUGGUAAGUUGCUCGUAAAACUGCCUAUAGUUUCAGCAGAGAUUCUAACUAG